Messenger RNA from Mus pahari (shrew mouse), 7747 nucleotides. RefSeq names its product regulating synaptic membrane exocytosis 1 (gene Rims1). Gene Ontology annotation, molecular function: transmembrane transporter binding; small GTPase binding. The transcript is spliced from 33 exons. Gene Ontology annotation, cellular component: presynaptic membrane; cytoskeleton of presynaptic active zone. Lineage: Eukaryota; Metazoa; Chordata; Mammalia; Rodentia; Muridae. The coding region runs from base 486 to 5354 and encodes 1622 amino acids. The record is from RefSeq and is a predicted model, not a curated record. Gene Ontology annotation, biological process: regulation of membrane potential; calcium ion-regulated exocytosis of neurotransmitter; positive regulation of synaptic transmission.
AGCUCCGAGACUCCGCCUAACUGACACCCAAACUCUCCCUCUCCCUCCCGCAGCCCCAAACUGGAGGCAGCGGAGCCCGGGAGCAGGCAGCGUCGGGCGGCCCCGGCCCGGCCCCGCCCCCGGCCCGCCAGCCCAGCCCGCGCCCGGCCGCUGUGCUCCGGAGCUCAGCGCCAGUCCUCGCCCUCUCGCCGUGCCUCCGCCUGCCCGCCCCCGCCGGCCGAGGCUGGGCUGCAGGAGGCGGCCGGGCGGCCCCGAGCCUCGCCAGGGCGACCCAAACAAAGGCAGCAUCCGGGCUCGGCGGGAGGCAGAGCAUCAUGAGAGACUGGGUCCUCGCUGUCCCCGGCUCCGCUGCUGCUGCCGCCGCCGCUGCCGCCGCCGGGAGGGCUUCGCUGUGAGCGUGGAAAGCACGGGCGCAGCUGCGGGGCGUGAAUCCGAAAGGUGAGAGCCAGAGCCAGCGAGCCGAGGGGGCGGGCAGGCCACGAAAAAUGUCCUCGGCCGUGGGGCCCCGAGGUCCUCGCCCACCCACGGUGCCUCCCCCUAUGCAAGAGCUGCCCGACCUGAGCCACCUGACCGAGGAGGAGAGGAACAUUAUCAUGGCAGUGAUGGACCGGCAGAAGGAAGAGGAAGAAAAAGAAGAGGCCAUGCUCAAGUGUGUUGUCAGGGACAUGGCGAAGCCUGCUGCCUGCAAAACACCAAGAAAUGCUGAAAGCCAGCCCCAUCAACCACCACUGAACAUUUUCAGAUGUGUCUGUGUUCCCAGAAAACCAAGCAGCGAAGAGGGAGGCCCAGACAGAAACUGGAGAUUGCAUCAACAGUUUGAAAGCUACAAGGAACAAGUGAGAAAAAUCGGAGAGGAAGCCAGGCGUUACCAGGGCGAGCACAAAGAUGAUGCCCCGACGUGUGGAAUCUGUCACAAGACAAAGUUUGCUGAUGGAUGUGGCCAUCUCUGCUCCUAUUGUCGCACCAAGUUCUGUGCACGCUGUGGAGGCCGAGUGUCUCUGCGAUCGAACAAUGAGGACAAAGUGGUUAUGUGGGUAUGCAAUUUAUGUCGAAAGCAACAAGAGAUACUAACGAAAUCUGGAGCGUGGUUCUUCGGAAGUGGUCCUCAGCAGCCCAGUCAAGAUGGGACUCUGAGUGACACAGCUACAGGUGCUGGAUCUGAGGUGCCAAGAGAAAAGAAAGCUCGGCUCCAAGAGCGAUCGAGGUCUCAGACGCCCUUGAGUACAGCAGCUGUCUCUUCCCAAGACACUGCUUCCCAUGGUGCACCAUUGGACAGGAACAAAGGAGCUGAGCCCUCACAGCAACCCUUGGGUCCUGAACAGAAGCAGGCAUCCAGGUCAAGAAGUGAGCCACCAAGGGAAAGGAAGAAGGCUCCAGGGCUUUCGGAACAGAAUGGCAAGGGAGGCCUGAAGAGCGAGCGCAAACGUGUCCCCAAGUCUGUGGUGCAACCUGGGGAAGGGACCGCGGAUGAGCGGGAGAGGAAGGAGAGGCGGGAAAUCCGCAGGCUGGAGAAAGGGCGCUCUCAGGACUACCCGGACCGGCUGGAGAAACGCGAGGAUGGCAGGGUGGCUGAAGAUGAGAAGCAGAGGAAGGAGGAGGAGUAUCAGACUAGGUACCGCAGCGACCCGAACCUGGCUCGCUACCCGGUGAAGGCGCCGCUGGAGGAACAGCAGAUGCGCAUGCACGCCCGGGUGUCCCGAGCGAGGCACGAGCGGCGCCACAGCGACGUGGCGCUCCCGCACACCGAGGCUGCCGCCGCCGCGCCGGCCGAGGCCACGGCGGGCAAGCGCGCGCAGACCACCGCCAGGGUCUCUCCCCCGGAGUCCCCGCGCGCACGCGCGCCCACUGCCCAGCCUCCCGCCGAGCACGGGCCGCCGGCGCCGCGGCCAGCCCCGGGUCCCGCAGAGCCGCCCGAACCGCGCGUCCCCGAACCGCUCCGUAAGCAGGGCCGCCUGGACCCCGGCUCGGCCGUGCUCCUGCGCAAGGCCAAGCGCGAGAAAGCGGAGAGCAUGCUGCGGAACGACUCGCUGAGCUCCGAUCAGUCUGAGUCCGUGCGGCCGUCCCCGCCCAAGCCGCACCGGCCCAAGCGGGGAGGCAAGAGGCGUCAGAUGUCGGUGAGCAGCUCGGAGGAGGAGGGCGUGUCCACGCCGGAGUACACGAGCUGCGAGGACGUGGAGCUGGAGAGCGAGAGCGUGAGCGAGAAAGGUGACUUGGAUUACUACUGGCUGGAUCCUGCCACGUGGCACAGCAGGGAAACGUCGCCUAUUAGUUCGCAUCCUGUAACGUGGCAGCCAUCUAAAGAAGGAGACCGAUUAAUUGGCCGCGUUAUUCUUAACAAAAGAACAACCAUGCCCAAAGAAUCAGGUGCAUUAUUGGGUCUAAAGGUGGUUGGAGGAAAAAUGACGGACUUAGGGCGCCUUGGUGCUUUCAUCACCAAAGUAAAGAAGGGUAGCCUGGCAGAUGUUGUCGGACACCUAAGAGCAGGGGAUGAAGUUCUAGAGUGGAAUGGUAAACCCCUGCCGGGAGCAACAAACGAAGAAGUUUACAACAUUAUUUUAGAAUCAAAAUCAGAACCUCAAGUUGAAAUUAUUGUUUCAAGGCCUAUUGGUGACAUCCCCAGGAUCCCUGAGAGCUCCCAUCCCCCCCUGGAGUCCAGUUCAAGUUCCUUUGAAUCUCAGAAGAUGGAAAGGCCUUCCAUUUCUGUUAUUUCUCCCACCAGCCCUGGAGCUCUGAAAGAUGCCCCACAAGUCUUACCAGGGCAACUCUCAGUGAAGCUGUGGUAUGAUAAGGUGGGGCACCAGCUGAUUGUAAAUGUUCUACAAGCAACAGAUCUACCCCCUAGAGCAGAUGGGCGUCCCAGAAAUCCCUAUGUAAAAAUGUAUUUUCUUCCAGAUAGAAGCGACAAAAGUAAAAGAAGAACCAAAACGGUAAAGAAACUUCUAGAGCCAAAAUGGAAUCAAACAUUUGUCUACUCACACGUACAUCGUCGAGACUUUCGAGAGCGAAUGUUAGAAAUUACUGUGUGGGAUCAGCCGAGAGUACAGGACGAGGAGAGUGAAUUUCUCGGAGAGAUCCUCAUAGAACUGGAAACAGCACUUUUAGAUGAUGAGCCCCAUUGGUAUAAACUCCAGACACAUGAUGAAUCUUCACUACCUCUGCCUCAGCCAUCACCGUUCUUGCCCAGGCGGCAUAUCCAUGGAGAAAGCUCCAGCAAAAAGCUACAAAGAUCUCAGCGAAUCAGUGAUAGUGACAUCUCAGAUUAUGAGGUUGAUGAUGGUAUUGGCGUAGUGCCUCCAGUGGGCUAUAGAGCUAGUGCUAGAGAGAGUAAAGCAUCCACGUUAACAGUGCCAGAGCAGCAGAGAACUACACAUCACCGCUCACGUUCCGUGUCUCCUCAUCGCGGCGAUGAUCAGGGAAGGCCUCGUUCACGUUUACCAAAUGUGCCGUUACAGAGGAGCUUAGAUGAAAUCCAUCCAACACGAAGGUCACGUUCUCCAACCCGACACCAUGAUGCCUCCCGAAGCCCGGCCGAUCACAGAUCCAGACAUGUGGAAAGUCAGUAUUCAUCAGAGCCAGACAGUGAGCUUCUCAUGCUGCCCAGAGCAAAACGAGGACGAAGUGCAGAAUGCCUACACAUGACCAGUGAACUGCAGCCCUCUCUUGACAGGGCUAGGAGUGCUAGUACCAACUGCUUGAGACCAGAUACUAGUUUGCAUUCACCAGAACGAGAAAGGCACUCCAGAAAGUCUGAAAGAUCUAGCAUCCAAAAACAGUCUAGGAAAGGCACAGCCUCUGACGCAGACAGGGUUCUCCCACCAUGCCUUUCUAGAAGGGGAUACGCAAUCCCAAGAGCAACCGAUCAACCGGUCAUUAGGGGAAAGCAUACCACUCGCUCCCGGUCGAGCGAGCACUCUAGUAUCAGAACCCUGUGUUCUAUGCACCACCUUGCCCCUGGAGGGUCGGCGCCGCCUUCUCCGCUUCUGACAAGAACGCACCGACAAGGAAGCCCCACCCAGUCUCCUCCAGCUGACACAUCCUUUGGCAGUCGCCGCGGAAGACAGCUCCCACAGGUGCCGGUUCGAAGCGGCAGUAUAGAACAAGAACAAGAAAAAUAUAACUCUUCCACUAAAGCGAGCUUAGUAGUGGAGGAACGAACAAGACAGAUGAAAAUGAAGGUACACCGGUUUAAGCAGACAACAGGGUCUGGGUCUAGUCAAGAGCUUGACCACGAGCAGUACUCCAAGUACAACAUACAUAAAGAUCAGUACAGAAGCUGUGAUAACGCGUCUGCCAAGUCAUCAGAUAGUGAUGUCAGUGAUGUGUCCGCCAUUUCCAGAGCCAGCAGUACCUCACGCCUCAGCAGCACAAGCUUUAUGUCAGAGCAGUCUGAGCGCCCCAGGGGUAGGAUCAGUUCAUUUACCCCCAAAAUGCAAGGCAGACGGAUGGGGACUAGAGCCAUCAUGAAGAGCACCAGUGUAGGCGGAGAGAUAUACACACUGGAGCAUAAUGACGGCAGCCAGUCAGACACGGCCGUGGGCACCGUUGGAGCCGGUGGAAAGAAGCGGAGAUCCAGCCUGAGUGCCAAAGUGGUAGCCAUUGUGUCUCGAAGAAGUAGGAGCACAUCGCAGCUCAGCCAGACAGAGUCCGGCCACAAGAAGUUAAAAAGCACCAUCCAGAGGAGUACAGAAACGGGAAUGGCGGCUGAAAUGCGGAAGAUGGUGAGACAGCCAAGCCGGGAGUCCACGGAUGGCAGCAUCAAUAGUUAUAGCUCAGAAGGAAACUUAAUAUUUCCUGGAGUUCGAGUCGGGCCUGACAGCCAGUUCAGCGAUUUCCUUGAUGGACUGGGACCAGCCCAGCUUGUUGGCCGCCAAACCCUUGCCACCCCCGCCAUGGGAGAUAUCCAAAUCGGGAUGGAGGAUAAGAAGGGUCAGUUGGAGGUUGAGGUUAUCAGAGCCCGGAGCCUUACACAAAAACCUGGCUCCAAAUCUACACCUGCUCCCUAUGUGAAGGUUUAUCUUUUGGAAAAUGGAGCCUGUAUUGCCAAAAAGAAGACAAGAAUUGCACGGAAAACUCUCGAUCCCUUGUAUCAGCAGUCCCUGGUGUUUGAUGAAAGUCCACAGGGUAAAGUUCUUCAGGUGAUUGUCUGGGGUGACUAUGGAAGAAUGGACCACAAAUGCUUCAUGGGUGUGGCUCAAAUCUUGUUGGAAGAACUUGAUCUGUCCAGCAUGGUGAUUGGAUGGUAUAAAUUGUUCCCUCCAUCCUCACUGGUGGAUCCCACACUCACCCCCCUCACCCGCCGGGCUUCCCAAUCGUCUCUGGAAAGUUCGUCUGGGCCACCCUGCAUCCGGUCAUAGUAAUCUCCUAACCUUCCAGCCAAACUCUACAUUUCAGGAUAAUUAUCAGAACCAGAUAUUUCAUGAUCAAGAGCAUUGUUGGAGACAGACAAUCAACUUGUGUUUUGCCUGUAGUAGUUGUUCGAUAAUUGUGUCCCAAUUGUUUAAAACAUGGCUUUGUAUGACAGAACAAGGCAGUCAAUCAAAUUGCAGUAAGUAUCGACAUGCUAGUGAGAGCCACUGACACUUCUUGCAAAUAGGAAAAAAAAAAAAAAAGAGGAAACCUCAAGUUCACACACACACCAAAUUGAACAAACUGGAAGCUCUCACUCUGUGCAAAGGUGUACUUCACACGUCUGCACAGCCCACAGCAGUGCUGUUUCCCUGGUGUUUGAGAUUCUUCAGUUCUUCUGUGUGCUCUCCUUGUUUGAGUGUUGUUUGCCGGAUUUUUCCCCGUUGUCUCUCUCUCUGUCUUCACUAUCUUUGUUAUUUCCACUAGUUCAUUGGUUUUCUUUUUCAUUUUUUUGUCGUUGUCUUUCUUUGCUUCGUCAUAACAGAAUUUGUGUCCACAGAGACCCUUCCCUUUCUUUUUUCCAAAAGCACCAAAAAAAGGGCUGAAGCAGUCUCUGUAGCAUUUUCCCCAAAGUUUCCAAAGCUGGGCGAGGUAAAGCCAGGGAAGGGUAUCACAGGCGGCCGGUUCUCAGUUCUCCCAAGUCUUGUGUGUGGAAUCUCCACACAUGCACACACCCAGUAAAAAUCGUCAGCCAAACUCGUCAUGGCAGAAUCACUUCUCAGUGGAGAGCAUAUCUGUUCCCAUUCCAUAUAAUUCAUUUCUGUUUUCCAUUGUUUGGCACGGAAGACUUUGAAGGACCUAGAACUGAUUGAUGCUGGGGAUGAAGGCUAACCACAUAGUAGUGCUUUGGAAACCCUUUCUGCAAUGCCUUUUACUUCCUGAUAACAAAAGAGAAAAAAAUGCUCAUGUGUAGAAACCAUACUCUCAGCUCCCCAAAAUGGUGACUAAGAAUGGAUUUGAGCCUGACACUUUCAGCUAUGCCCAGGCUUCCCAGCCAUGCCCCAGAGCAGACCCAUCAGCCCUGGAGAGAGCAUCGUAUGAGCUGUUUAAUAUUGCACUGGAAAUUCCAGUUCAUAAACUCUGCACUAAAUUAAUGUUUUUAUUGGAUUUCAGUUUACAUUUCUUUAAGGUCAAUGCAAGCACAAAGCUUGAUUUUUUUAAAUGCACAAUAUCUUACUUUGGAGGAAGAAAAAGAAUACAGCCGAAUUCCAAUUUGCAUAUUCUUCAUUUGGGUUUUCUUGGCUUUGGAUUUCCCUUGUGACCUUCUGUGUCUGUGCUGCAGGCGCCUGCCUGGUCCUGCAGCUGCAUCAAUAUGCACCCCGCCCCCCUUUUAUGAGUCGUUCAACUUUUGUGAUUCCACAGUUAGAGCAGCAUGACCUGGAGCUGUUCAAAGCUGCAUGCACAUUUUGUAUAAAAAAAUAUGAAAAAGAAAGAAAAAAAAGCAAAGAGACAAAAGGUUAUUUAAUAAUGUAUGUUAGCUCCAUAUAGGCCGGCUUGUAUGUUGCAUGUACUUGUACAGUUUGCUUGUUAAUUACUAUACUGAAAUAACCAAGAAAUCUAAGCCAUCCAUUUUUGUUAUAGACAUUUUGCAGGUUUUAGCCAGACUCAGUAUGUGGGUCUGGGGUGAAAUGUCUAUAGAUGGACUUUAUUUUUUACCCUCUGGAAAACGUGAUGUAGUAUGGACCAAAAUUCCUUCUAAUAAAUAUUUUGGUGUAGAUUCCUCCUGUGGGGCUGUAACACAUGUAGACACUGUGUAAACACUAGGUUUUAAUCCAUAGACAUACUGCCUGCACCAAGUGAAUCAUUUACUAUUAUUUACACAUGUCAGAAUUACCUGCCCAUUAUCCCACAGGGCACAGAUUGACCACCACCCACCAUGCUGUGCAGGAAGAACUGAAGCAAUUGGUGCACUUCACUAGGUUCUGUUCUGUCUUAGUGGCCAACCAUCAACCAUUAAAAUUGGGUAAUAUCUUUCUAUUUUGACCACUUGUCUUAACAACCCCUUGUGCUUUUAAAUGAACUUACCACUCAUGUAUGUAAACAUGUUUAAUAAAACUUACUUUUCAUGUCAGUUGGUAGCCAUCUGUGUUCUAUGUUUUGCCAGCUUUCCAUUGUGGGUUCUUUGGUGCAAAAGGAGACCCAGGUGUUGGGAAAGGGAGCUUUGAGUUUGCUUUCUACUGUGGGCAUUUGACUGACCUGUCACUGCACUAUAUAUGUCUUAACAGACAGCCUGAAAGGUACUUUGCAUUACAUAUGAGUAUUCACUUUGUCAGCCUGUCUUAAGUGAGCACAUGACUAUACUUCUGAAAAGUGGUAUUAUUAAAAACAAUAAAACUCAGUA